This is a messenger RNA of Lactuca virosa, 1227 nucleotides long. NCBI's taxonomy places the organism in Eukaryota, Viridiplantae, Streptophyta, Magnoliopsida, Asterales, Asteraceae. The record is from the annotation of a GenBank genome assembly.
CUGUCUCUCUCUCUGAAAAUCUAUAUCACACACAUAGAUCAAGAAUAAGACGAUCAAAUGAACAGCAACAACUGUGUGGAAAUGGGUGGUAGUGAAGAAGAUGAUCAAAUAUGCAUGAUGGAAGAUCUUAGAAGAGGCCCAUGGACUGUUGAAGAAGAUUUCACUCUCAUCAAUUACAUCGCCCAUCACGGCGAAGGCCGCUGGAAUUCUCUUGCUCGUUGUGCCGGGCUUAAAAGAACCGGAAAGAGUUGCCGAUUGAGGUGGUUGAAUUAUUUACGACCUGAUGUACGUCGUGGGAAUAUUACUCUUGAAGAACAACUCUUAAUUCUUGAACUUCAUUCUCGUUGGGGCAAUCGCUGGUCAAAAAUAGCACAACAUUUACCGGGAAGAACGGAUAAUGAGAUCAAGAAUUAUUGGAGAACGAGAGUACAAAAGCAUGCAAAACAAUUGAAAUGUGAUGUUAACAGCAAACAAUUUAAGGACACGAUGCGGUAUCUUUGGAUGCCAAGACUCGUAGAGCGAAUUCAGGCAGCAGCCACGACACCUGCCACCACAGGUGGUUCCUCCUCCUCCACCACCACCACCACCUCUACCACAACCACCACCAACUCCUACCCACUCAACCAAACUAACAUGGAUUGUAUUGUUACAAGCCAGUUAGUAGUUCCCCAUGGCAAUAACAAUACUGGAAACACUUGUACAAAGUAUGCCAAUACCCAAAUGAUCACCCCUAGCUACACACCGGAAAAUUCAAGCACCACAGCAGUCUCACCUGUUUCCGACUUGACCGAUUGUUAUUAUCCAGCCAACCAAAGCCAAAACCAUGAAAUGUUUCAACACAAUAACCCGAUUAAUGGUGGAUUCACAGACGCCCUGAUUAGCCCGGCGGGUUACUUCAAUCAAGGGAUGGAUUUCCAAGCUACGGUAGAGCAAAACAACCAAUGGACGGACGGCGGUAACGGUGGUGAUGACUUCUCUGACAAUUUGUGGAAUGUUGAGGAUAUCUGGUUUUUAAAACAGCAAUUCAACAUGUGAAAAAAUUACUAAAUUUAUGUAUACAUUAUUGGUUUAGAAAGUUUACAAGAAUUUGUGAGAUACACGUUUCUAGUUUGUGAUCAAACAGAACAGCAUGUUUUCUUUUCUUUUUUUGUUUCUUGAUUUUUGGGUGGGUAUAGAAUUGUAAGUGGUCACUUUACAUCAUUUGUUCAUAAAGAAAUUUAUUCAACG